GCUGCUGAUCUGAUUGACAGUCAAUGAAAAUUGGUCAGCCUUGCAUGUUGCGGAUUACGUCACCGGUGUCCAUGUCCCGAUGCACCUGUUGAAUCAGCUUGAGGGCAGCUGACUGAGCACCGGCGGGAUAUUUGUGGACUAACAGUGACCAGGUCGAACGAGCUUGUUGUGCUCUCCGGACUUCCGGAAGAAACCCGUCAGACUGCGACAUUUCCCCCAUACGGUACCCUGAGGCCUCAGUCCAGCGUCGGGUAACAGUAGAAAGAGCCACCAGAGGACGGUCUGGGCCGAGUGUUGUCCCUAUGGAGAGCGCCCCGUCCUGGACCAGUGGUCCCAUUGAUGAAGGGCCAUACCGAGAGCGCUCCGUCGACCCCGUGGAGAUUGAGAUCCAGCACUUCAGAGUGAGGCACAAAGUCAACAAGGAUGCCAACGGCAAUACGACUGGGCCGGAGACCGUAAGCUUUCUCCCCUCCAAAGAGGAGCCCGUCUCGGGGACGUAUAUGUGCGGGCCUUGUGCUUCUGUGAGAAGCUGCAGGAAGCUCUUUUGUAGCGUUUUGACUUGUGGACUGUACCGCGUGUGCCGGCGCUUGCCUUGUCUCCUUUCGAGCGAAAGCUCAGCUCCCAAAGCGCCGGUGGAGAACCCAUCAAGUCCUCCACAGGCGGAGAACGGCUUCUAUCCUGACGUCUGCAUUGGGGGCGUCAAGGUGGACACAUCCGUCAUUGAAGAUAAUGAGGAGCAUGCAUCGUUUUCCACUUCCAAAGUCGAGAUGGACAGUCCGAUUUACUUCAGUAGCUUACCGGAGGAUGACUUAAUGUGCGGCAGCGGGAUGGAAGACGUGGACAAACUCAUCACCCGGAAGCUCAUGGAGGUCUUCUCUGAGUUUGAGAUCAACGAGCUGGCCAAGUGCACCACGGACUCCAUGUUCCUGCGGCGCUCCCGGGAGAUCAGUCAGCUGAUCUCGGAUAUCGUGGAGGAGCACAACAUGGAGGAGCAGGAGGCCGAGUGCCGGCUGGUGCGAGAGAUCAUUCGCAUCAGCACACGCAAGAGUAAGAAGAAGCCGCAGGUCAGGCCGCAGGAGCUGCAGCGGGACAGCGGCAAUGACACCUGGAACAGCAAGAGGAACAGCCAGAAGAGCAGCUUCAGUUCCAUGAGCGAUGGAAAGUUGCAGAUUUCAAUGGAGAGGUCAGAUGACAUUGAAGCCAGGAAGUUACGCAACAACAGUAGCCAGUCAUUCUCUCCGAGUUUGCAGGAAACUGGUGUGCCGAUCACGUCGGACACUCCUUUACUCCCCAGCAGCAUACGAGCAUGAGAGUGUCCCAUCAGACAUGCAUAAUUUUCAUUCCCACACCUCCAUAAAUAAUGAAGAACAUGUUCUCUGGCUUUUUUUGAGCAAGAGUGGCUGAUUUUGAAGUGUACCCCUAAAAAUUGUGAU
Molecule: messenger RNA, 1433 nt
Organism: Sinocyclocheilus rhinocerous
Lineage: Eukaryota; Metazoa; Chordata; Actinopteri; Cypriniformes; Cyprinidae
Product: keratinocyte differentiation factor 1-like
Exons: 5
Coding region: 303-1310 (335 amino acids)
Biological process (GO): keratinocyte development; regulation of epidermal cell division
Cellular component (GO): cell junction
Source: RefSeq, a predicted model, not a curated record